AUGCACCUGAAAUAUGGUGGGAUCUCACUCCUGCUCUCGACGUCACUAUCAACUCUUGGUGCAGCAUUGACAUUCGACUGUGCCCACGUCAAUGUCGACAGUUACAAAUACGACUUGAGCAAGCUGCGUGGAGUCCACGAGAUAUACCACGUCAACGAGACCGAGACCGCCGUGACAAACACCACCUACGUGCUCAAUAUCUGCAGGAAUCUCGGCAGCAAAGCGGCCGACCGUGGAGACGAUGGAAAGUGCGGUUCAACCAAGCGCAUCUGUGGCUUUGUGAAUCGACAUCCGACCGACGGUAACGGAAGCAAGCGUUUUGCCUUUCCCAUCGUCGGUCUCGAGCACAUGGGCGGGGGCUCAAUGGAGCCCAAAUAUACGCGACUCGAAACAAUCGAUCCCGAGACCAAAGGGGUGCGGGUCGAGCUCGCGGGCGGCGAGUUCAAGGGGUUUGACGAUGAGGGAAAGAAAAAGGAAGCGGCGGCCGUAAUCGAUUUCAAGUGUGACCCGGAUCGAUCCGGUCUGGAGGGUCUGACGACGGAGGAAGACAGUGAGGAGGCGGAUUCGGGCUCUGAAAAGGAGAGGAAGCGUCGACGCGAUGAGAAGGCGGAGUCGUCCAAGCGCAGUUUGCACUUCAAGAGCUUCGAGCUCGAAAAGGGUGACAAGGAUGGUGAUGAGGAGUACAUUUUGAGAUUGGACUGGCGUACGCGCUAUGCUUGCGAUGAGUACCAGCGUGGGAAGCAGGAGAAUUCCAGCUCCUGGGGUUUCUUUACCUGGUUCAUUAUCAUUCUCUUCCUCUGCGUGGCAGCAUACCUGAUCUUCGGUUCAUGGCUCAACUACAACCGAUACGGUGCUCGGGGCUGGGAUCUCCUCCCACAUGGUGACACCAUUCGAGACAUUCCCUAUCUGUUGAAAGACUGGGUUCGCAGCGUCGUCAACACGCUACAAGGGGCCGGCUCUCGAGGCGGUUACAGUGCUGUAUAG
Molecule: messenger RNA, 984 nt
Organism: Penicillium diatomitis
Lineage: Eukaryota; Fungi; Ascomycota; Eurotiomycetes; Eurotiales; Aspergillaceae
Product: autophagy-related protein 27
Exons: 3
Coding region: 1-984 (327 amino acids)
Source: RefSeq, a predicted model, not a curated record